CAUGGGGAGAUUGCCGGACCAAAGAGAGAGAAGUGUUACUACAGAGCUGCUGCCGCUGCUGGAGGACGAGCUGGGAGCCGAGGAUAAUGCUCCAUACCUCCGCGUACAGCGGCACGCCGGACACCUUGUAAUUUCUUGUUCUGGUGGCGGUUGUGGAGGAGGAGGAGGAGGGUCUUUAUUGUUGCAGCAGUGAUUGUCUUUUCUUUUUUUUCUUUCCUUUUCACUACAUCCUCCUGCUCACCCCUACUCACUCCUUAUUCCUCUGCAACUGGCAACCGCUGGGCUCCCCCUACCCCUCCUUCCUCUCUUUUCUACUUCUGUCCCCUUUUUUCCAGAGGAGGGAUUUCUGUAAUUCAUCAGGGAUUGUAGAAGACAUGUAUCUCUGGGAAUGAUGGUGUUGCCACUUUUGCCGCCCUGUCUGUCGCCAUGACGAUGCCAUUUAGCCCCCUGUCCAGCGACGAGGAGCAACAAAGGAUGCUGGGAAACAGUCGACAUCUCUAUCCUGGGGCAGAGGACGAGGAAGAGGAGGAGGAAGAGGAGGAAGAGGAAAUGGAAGAAGAUGAACGCGAUGAUGAAGGGGAAGAGGAGGAGAAUGGGGAGCUGGAGGGGGAGGAGGAAGACGACGAGGAGGAGAUGGUGGAGGAGGUCAGGCGCAGAGGCCUCUCACGGGGCGGCAGAGGCGAGGGACACAGGCAGUCAGGUAAAAUGCCCGGACGUCCCACAGGGGACAGGCAGGUGCGACCGGGGAACCCUGGAAACCCCUAUUCGUCUAACCCCGGACCCACACACCAACAGCAGGCCAAUCCGAUACAGCAGCAGCAGCAGCAGCAGAGGAGGCUGAAGGAACACAGCGCCAGCUCGUUGCCAUCUGAGGACGCCCACAUUGCCAUGAUGGUGUUUCGCAUUGGCAUCCCAGACAUAAAGCAAACGAAAUGUUUGCGGUUUAAUCCAGAUGCCACUGUGUGGAAGGCCAAGCAGCAGGUGCUGUGCUCCCUGACCGAGUCUCUGCGAGACGUCCUGAACUAUGGUCUGUUCCAGCCUGCCACGGACGGCCACGACGCCAAGUUCCUGGAGGAAGAGAGGCUGCUAAAAGAGUACCCACAGUCCUUUGAGAAAGGUGUACCAUAUUUGGAGUUUCGUUAUAAAACCAGGGUGUACAAACAAACAAAUCUAGAUGAGAAGCAGCUGGCCAAACUGCACACCAAGGCCAGCCUGAAGAAGUUCAUGGAUUACAUUCAAACCAGCGCUGUGGACAAGAUGGCCAAGUUCUUAGACAAGGGCCUCGAUCCCAACUACCAGGACUCUGACACUGGUGAGACUCCUCUGACCCUGGCAGUGCAGUGUGAGCCAGGUGGAGGAGAGGCCAUCCGGGUCCUGGUGGAUGGAGGAGCUCAUAUUGACUUCCGUGCCAAAGAUGGACUCACACCGCUACACAAGGCUGUUCGAGGCCACCACCAUACAGCCCUGCUGGUUCUGCUCUCUCUGGGGGCGUCCCCAGAUUAUAAGGACCGGCGAGGGCUGACGCCUCUUUACCACACUGUGCUGACAGGGGGCGACACCUCCUGCUGCGAAACACUGCUUUACCAUCACGCCAAACUGGGCAUCAGGGACGAGAACGGCUGGGAUGAAACACAUCAGGCCUGUCAGAAUGGUAACUCCCAGCAUCUGGAGCACCUCCUAUUCUACGGGGCGGAUUCUUCCUCCCAGAAUGCCUCUGGAAACACUGCCUUGCACAUCUGUGCUUUAUACAACAAGGAAAGCUGUGCACGAAUUCUGCUCUACCGGGGAGCCAAUAAAGACACAAAGAAUAACAGCGGGCAAACGCCCUUUCAGGGCUACAAGCAUACAGGAACCCUGCGGAGCUCCAGCAGUCCCAGGGGGGCACGGACACGCUCUCCUUCCCGUGGGAGGAUCGGCGACAAAGAGGACCGGAGCAGGCAGAGUCGGAGACAGGGGCCCGGCCCAGCCACCACCACGGUUCAGACUGCGGGACAGCGAAGACGCCUGUACAGCGCCGUCCCAGGACGCGUUUUUGUAGCCACUCGAUCACAUUCUGCACAGGGGGAGAGAGAAAUCAGCUUCAACAAGGGGGACAGGGUCAAAGUGCUGAGUGUUGGCGAGGGCGGUUACUGGGAGGGGACGGUCAGAGGUCGCACGGGAUGGUUUCCCUCUGACUGUGUGGAGGAAGUGAUGCUUCGAAGCCAAGACAACCGAUCAGAGAGCCGCGGAGAGCGUGCCAAAAGACUGUUCCGCCAUUACACUGUGGGAUCCUACGACAGCUUUGACGCUCCCAGUGACUAUAUAAUCAAAGAGAAGACAGUGCUUCUGCAGAAAAAAGAUAGCGAGGGUUUUGGCUUUGUCCUAAGAGGUGCAAAAGCUCAGACUCCUAUAGAAGAGUUUACUCCCACCCCGGCCUUCCCUGCCCUGCAGUACUUGGAGUCAGUGGAUGAGGGAGGUGUGGCCUGGAGAGCCGGUCUCAGGAUGGGGGAUUUCCUAAUAGAGGUCAACGGUCAGAAUGUGGUGAAAGUUGGUCACCGGCAGGUCGUCAACAUGAUCCGGCAGGGUGGUAACAGCCUCAUGGUCAAGGUUGUAAUGGUAACCCGCAACCCUGACAUGGAGGAGGGUUCAAGGAAGAAAAUCCCCCAGCAGAGUAAAAGGCUGAGCACUCCAGCUAUUGCCCUGCGGUCCAAAUCAAUGACGUCAGAAUUGGAGGAGAUGGUGGAGAGAGCUGCUACCCCUUGGAAAAAAAAAUCAGUUCAGCCAAACUACGGGGAUCAGUCCGGGAUGGGGGUGAUGUCAUCAGGGUUGGGCCUAGGCUACGACCGUGGACAAUACACCUCAGGUCAUGGCCCACCGCACGGUAUGCUGCGGCAAAAAUCCAUCGGGGUGCCUGAGGAGGAGAAGCAGUUCCUCCAUCCUCCAGCCAUGAAGUUUGCCCGGAGUUUGUCGGUGCCUGGCCCAGAUGACAUCCCCCCUCCUCCCACCACAGCCCCACCGGAUCCACCGUUCUCCUCUGCUCCGCCACUCGGUUGGAGAACAAAAACAUCGCAGCAGCCCUCUGUCUCCGUGUCCCAGUCCACAUCCACCUCUGCACACUACCAGCCCUACUCCCAGGCAUUACACUUCACUCAUGGAGGCAGGGAGAGGACUGGUGGUGCCAGCACUGGCCCCAGUGCUGGAGCGGUGGACCACACAACCCCGUAUGCACACGCAGCUGCCCACACUGCUCAAAGCAGGACUGCUUCGCGGAAGGUUGCCUACACUGGGGAGCCUGUUGGAGCUGGCGUAGGGGCUGGUGCAGGGGCCAAGGCAGCUGGUCUUAGGAGAGGAUACAGCACUGCCAUCCCCCCAUCUAGCAUUGCCACUGUAAUGCCUCAGCAACAACAGACUACCCAGAGUCAACCCCAGCGUGCAGACCGCAGUGCAGCUGGCGCUGGAGCAGGUGGUCCUAAAGGAGGGGCGCGGCGAGGUAAGGGUCCAUUGGUAAAGCAGUCUAAAGUGGAGGACCUGCGUAUGGGCCAGGGCACACUGGGGGGCAAAGGCUCCAUGGAGAAAAGCUCCAUUCCUAUUCCCACCAUCAUCGUUAAGGCCCCCUCAACCAGCAGCAGUGGGCGGAGCAGCCAGGGCAGCAGCGUGGAGGCUGAUGUUCCAGCAGCAGGGGAGGCAGAUGAAUCCAAAACACCGCAUGGUCCUCCACCCUCCACCCCUGCUCCACAGCCCCCUGCUCCACCAUCCAUUCCAGCACCCCCACCUCCAUCCUUGCCUUCUAUUCGAGCCCAGGAUAAUCUGGACUUUACCAGCCAGUUCGGAGCCGCCAUUGUGGGCGCAGCUCGGCGAGACAGGGAGCGGUUUCACGAAGCCCGCAGAAAGAGUGCCUCCUUGUUCAUGUCUGCCGAGGAGGACGUGAGCCUCGGAGGAGUGAGCGAUGGAAUAGGAGGAGUAACACGGACUCAGGUAUCACAGCAACCGCUUAACACACAGGCUGAAAGUUCAUCAACGAGGCUGCGCCCGUCCAAGUCCAUUGAUGAGGGCAUGUUCUCCGGGGAUACUUUCAUCCAUCAUACUCGCAGUAUGCCUCCCGCUUUUGGCUUACCUGAGUACUCUUCAUCUGCUCUGGACUAUCAGCCCAAGUCUGUGCCUACUGAUUUAUACACAGCAGCAGGCAGGCAGCCAGCACCCGCUACUACCACCUUCAUCCACCCUCUAACAGGAAAGGCUCUUGACCCCACAUCGCCACUAGGCCUUGCCCUAGCUGCCAGAGAACGUGCUCUGAGAGAUGACAGCAGGUUAAGGAGGGGAGCGGAGCAUCACUUUACCCGCCAAAUUCCUCCACCACCGCCCCCUCCGCCCCCCCAAAAAGAACAAUUUAUAAGUGGGUUUCCUGCUCAUACACCCCUUCACUCGCCUCAGGCCGGGGACUCCACCGCCUCUAGUCUCACAUCUUAUGACAGUGAGGUGGCAAACCUGACUCAGUCUGCUCCCUCCCCAUCACAAACAUCACCCAACCCACAGCCUCCACCCUCACCCUCUACCCUGCAGCCCACCUCGGGCCCUCCACCUCCACCAUCAGUGUCACCCCCACCUCCUCCUGGCUCUUACCACAGACCCUUUUCUAUGUCCCACCAUCUUUACAACAGCACUCACACUCAUGGGCGCUCUUCACCAACACCUCCCCCUCACACUGUGGCUCCUCCUCCAGCCUACCGCGGUCCCCCAGCGCCCUCGUCCACUGCUGCCACCACUGUCCCACAAAGGGGCACCGCCUCUCAUGCCACGACCGCUAGCUGUGCUGCUACAACCACCACCGCUGCCACCACAACAAGCACCUCCACGCAGCUCUACCAGGAGCGAACACACACCACGCAUUCAACAUCUUCCGCCGCAAUCACAGGAAGCCGAAGGCCAGGAGAGCACCACCGUCUUCCCCCGACCGCCAAGAAAGGAGAGUCCCAGGAGACUGUGGUGGACUCUGGGAUCGAAGAGCUGGACAGUCGCAGCAGCAGUGACCACCACCUGGACAGCAUCCUGGCUCUAAGGGGAGACAGACUAGAUAGAGGGGAGAGAGGAGGACCUGGAGGACGGAUGGGAGGGGAUGCAGAGAGGGGAGGAGAUUUUCUGGAGUCUUACAUGAGCUACCUGGAUGGACAGACUUUUGAGAUGCAGAACGCUACGGCAGCAGCAUCCACCUACCCUAAAACAAACAGGUUCAGAGAGGGAGGUCGUGCCGGGGAGCUACAAAGACAAACCAGCACCGCUCCCGCGUCCUUCCACUCCCACAGGCGGCGAGACGAACAGGAAGAGGAUGAGAUCGAGGAGGGAGUGGCAGAGGACGAAAGCGGCCACGACGGAUAUGGAGUAAGGGACAUGCAGAAUCUGGGACGUCCCACUUCACCAUACUUCGAGCGGCCACGCACUCCUGAGAUGAAGCCUCUUUGGGGAGAGAGUCAGAUGUCUGGCGAUGGGAGCGGCCAGCAUGGGGCGCUUUUAGAGGGGAAGAAAAUUUACCCUCCCGCGUCCAGUAUGAAGCCCAGCAUCAUCAAUGAACUGAGCAGCAAGCUGCAGCAAAGAACCAAGGACAGCUGGAGCAGCCAGACACAGCUGAGCAGACACAGAAGCAGAAACAGAUUUUCAGAAGACUCAGCCUCAGCUCUGAGCCCGCCCUCAGCUCGAUCUCUGUCGCCGUCACCGAUCUCAUUAUCGCAGCCAUCGUUGUCUCUGUCUCCCACCCCCGCCUCCCAGUACCCCAACUGGGGACGAUCGCCAUCUCCGCAGCCUCCAGCAACUUCUCAGCCGCCACGUUCACAUUCCCCACUGUCACCGACAUCUUACUCCCCUUAUCCUACUUCUCCCAAACACAGACCUGUCUACAGGACCAAAGCCUUGGAAUUCCAGUUUAUCCCCAGUCGUGAGUCCCGUAAAGCAGAAUCACACAUUCUCCAGCGAAGGCGAGCACCCAGCCCCCUCAUCUCACCCUCAGAGAGACCCAAUAUGGGCCCACCACGGCCAUCAUCCCUUCCACUUCUCCCUACCUCACCUCUGUACAGUGCCAUGUAUGAUCUCCGCGGUUCGGUCACUCCGCCAUCACCUGGGAACCCUCUCGGAGACCCCUACUUCUCUCCCUCGCCUCCCCUGUUUGCCCCCUCUGGCGCGCCGCCUCCUCCGAACUCAACCUUAGUAGUUUCUCGAUCACUUUCUCCAACUCAUUUCCUGUCUGGGGCCUCUUCUCCGCCUCUACACCCUCUCCCUCCACCUCCCUGCUUGAGUUACCCCCAUCUACCGCCCCCUUCUCCCACAAAGCCCUUCGCCUCCAAGCCGCUGCCCUACUGGACCAAGUAUGACGUGGCAGACUGGCUGGGAUACCUGAACUUGGGGGAGCACAGAGAGCGUUUCCUGGAUAAUGAGAUUGAUGGCACCCACCUGCCCUCCCUGACCAAGGACGACUAUCUGGAUUUGGGUGUGACACGAGUGGGUCACCGCAUGAAUAUAGAACGAGCCCUGAGGAGUGUAAUGGACAGGCUGUCCAGCAGCCCCUUUCCCAUUUCUGUUCUCUCACCUCGGGAUGGACAGACGGACAGGAGGAGGGACGACGGGAGUCGGAGCUGAGGCUGCAAAUACAGAGAUGGAGAGAGAGGCACAGAAGGAGGGGUUGAAGCCAAUGAGGGAGGAAGACACAACUGCUGCUGCUGUCCAUGGUGGAUUCACACAACAAAUGAAGGGGGGCCAGAUUUCACACAGAGAGCAUCAGAAAGAGGGAGUCGAGGCCCAAAGGGAGGUGGAAACACAGGGAUGGAGGAAGGGCUGGCGAUCCAUAAAGACACCGGCUGGCGCUGCUCACAUGUGGCAGGCUGAUUUACACAAAUACACUCCCCACGCGCACGCACGCACGGUCACACCAAUCGACACAAUUAACGCAAACGCCCUCUCAUCCAAAAUGUCUGUGGCUGCAGCAGAGAUUACAAAUACUUGAGAGGAACAAAAUAAGCCAGUUAGACUGGAAAAGAGGCAGGCUGAAGAAAUGAAAAGGUGUCACGUAGUCAUCUCGUCGAGUAGUGCUCUUACCCCCUCAGCUGGCUGGUUUAACGUUUACGAUUAAAGAGCGGAUGCUGACUUCAUAAUAAAUAUCCCAGAGGAGCGAGUACUUGAGGGUGAAUGAGGAUGAAUGUGUGCCAGAGUGAGGCUUUAUCUGUGUGAAUGGUGAACGUAGGGCAGGUUAUCGCGACGGCCUCCGCGUCUCUUUAAAACGAGGCGAGGUCGCCGGUAGAUAAGCUGCGCGUGGAUAAGCCGCGUGUUUGGCUGCGUCUUGUUUUUACCUCGCCGCUGGUAGGGCUCUGUCCUCACUGCAGAUCCCGUGAUCGGGAUCGCGCGUGUAUGUGUGUGUUUCUCUAUAGCUCUUUAUUAUCUUAAGUCUUAUAAUGACGUAUAUACAGACUGGUCACUGUAUCACAAAUUUGUAGCAAAAAUAAGUGCCCAGACCAACAACAUAAAAGUAAACGAACACACAGAUAUGCACACACAGGCACCCGAGUUACUCCAUCCAUGCCUGCAUGCAUACACCACAACAUGUAAACACAAACACAAGCACUUCCCAGUGUUUGUGUUAGAAUUUAUGGGACACCUUAUAUAUAGACACACACGCUACGUUCGGAUCCGAGAUGUACAAAACGGAGACAGACUGUGCUUUCGUUGGGAUUUUGCGACGACGCAAAGAGACUGAUUUUAUUUACGGAGAAAGACUUUCUCAGCAUCAAGGCAAAGUGUUGUACUCUCAUUCAGGCCUUCUGUGCGAGGCAGACUGGAAAGGAGAGGGGAGGGAAGGAGUAAAAACUGCCAUUUUCUUGUUCUUUCCCACUUAAUCCCCCCGGCUCCUUCCAGGAGUGGCCUCUCUCCGUCUGUCGACGAAACCCAGGAGGAAAAACCCGGCCGAGGGGAUCCCAGAGAAAAACGCUUAUAUCGAGUUUUAAUACUAUGAUUGUUCUUACACUUUUUAAACUUUAAAUGGGAAUACUGGAAUACUGAUAUUGAUAUGAAGAGAUUUAUUGUUACUAUCUAUCAUUACUAUCAUCGUCCUUACUGUUAUUGGAUCUUCAGAGAGUCCCGGUUUCUGCCUUCGGUGGCUAAGGUGGCGCUUUCGUGCAGUCAGCUUAUUUCUCUGACUGAAGUGAAGAUAAUUGUCGUGGUUAUAUAGAUACAUAAAUAUAUAUAUGUACAUGUAGGUAUUUUUGAACUGAAAGAUGCAUAAUGUACCCUUAACAUAGCUUCUAUGUGACAAGAAGCACUGCAAUUAAAUGUGAAGCACAUUUAAGAAUAUUAUGUUUCCCCCCCUCGUUCUCCUUAUUGUUUCUCUUGUUGUGAGACUGUGAAGCUUUAAUCAAAAUCACCUUUUAACCUUUAAGGCCUCAAAAUAUAUUUUUCUCACGCUUUUAAAAGUUAUUCACCACUUAAUAUGCUGUAAAAAUGUAGCAGCUGUUGCUCUGAGUGAAAAUGAUUUAGAAUAAUACAAAAUAAUAUUUUUUAAAUUCUCUAUAACAUUCUAAUCUAUAUAUAUAUAUAUAUCUCACUCCCUGGCGAUUGAUUUGAGACCCAAGUUUAACUCUUCUCCUGCGACCCGGUGUGAUCCCCCGACAUGAGCUUUUGUGGCACAUUUACAUCUCAUCCCAUCCCCAAGUCCUGCUUGUCUUACUAUUGCUGAGAUUAAAUAUAAGGGCUCUGUCAUGACCUCUCUACCUUGAACAACGCUUCACCUCUCCUGCUGCUUUUGAGUCCAUGAACACAUAUCAAAUGUGCAUUUCUUCUGCUAUCGUCAGUCUAUUUUUGCCAAAAGAUUUAAGAAUUUUCAUAGUCACCUCGCUUAAAAGCGCACAUGCAUGCAUGCAUCCAUACAGACUAUAUAUGCGAUUUAGCAAAGGUAACUAAGGGGGGACGGUUUUUGUAUUUGCUCUUUGCAGAUGGCUAAGGAAAGACUAUAUUUGAAUUCAAGGGAAAUAGCAAUAAGGACGAUGAAAAUAAUGGUCUAACUAUGGUUUAAGAUGUAAAAAAGAAAAAAAAUAUCUCAAAAGUUCUAAAGAAUCUCUGUCUUCCAAAUAAUGUUUAACAUGAAAAGGUAAAUUGUAUUUAUUUAACUCUUCUGCUUUCUAUACAGUUCGACCUGUUCUCUGCAACAACCCCCCUCCCACUGUUGAUAAUCUGAUGGGAUUAGGAGCUCUGCUCCGUAUUCACCCAUCGUUUGCAUCUUCCCGUAUGUACAGAGCACCCUCUGCAGUCGCUAACAUGUGCUAGUAUGCUCACAGCUCAUUGUUUUAUUACCAGCAUAAUAUGCAACGGCCCCGUUUCCACUAGCGGCUGAGACUUUUUCACAUUUCCCUUUCGGAGGUUUUGAAGGGGUGAACAAGCCGAGUGUGACUCUACAUGUCUCAAAGUCUGCUAGUGUACAUAGGGCCAAUUAAGAACUCUGGAUAAGAUUUAAAAAACAUCUUGCUCAUACAACGAUCUUGUUAAGUGACUGGUGAGAUGCUGUUUUUUGUUUUUUAAGCCUUUCUUUGCGUUUCGUAGUCGCGUUGGAGAAGUGAAUAUCAGAGGGAAUCGGUCUGACUCUAUAGAAAGCACUUCUUUUCCUUUAAGAGAUCUUUUAAAAAAAAUGAGAAUAUGAACUGCUGAAAAGUAACUUACAGAAUAUAUAUGUAUAUGUGAUAUGCAUAUACACACAUUCAUAUAAAACAUAUAUGAAUUUCAAAUGUUUUAAGAGAUAAAUUGUUAGAAUUAUAAUAAAGAUACAGAAACAAA
Messenger RNA from Neolamprologus brichardi, 9780 nucleotides. Lineage: Eukaryota; Metazoa; Chordata; Actinopteri; Cichliformes; Cichlidae. The record is from RefSeq and is a predicted model, not a curated record.